Messenger RNA from Eucalyptus grandis, 2883 nucleotides. Its product is annotated as cytochrome b6-f complex subunit 4. Bases 2217 to 2699 code for a protein of 160 amino acids. NCBI's taxonomy places the organism in Eukaryota, Viridiplantae, Streptophyta, Magnoliopsida, Myrtales, Myrtaceae. Gene Ontology annotation, cellular component: thylakoid membrane. Gene Ontology annotation, biological process: photosynthetic electron transport chain; mitochondrial electron transport, ubiquinol to cytochrome c. The transcript is spliced from 2 exons. The record is from RefSeq and is a predicted model, not a curated record.
UUACUUCAACUAGUCCCCGUGUUCUUCGAAUGGAUCUCUUAAUUGUUGAGAGGGUUGCCCAAAAGCAGUAUAUAAGGCGUACCCAGUAAAACUUACAAGUAAACCAGAUAUAGAGAUGGCGACUAGGGUUGCUGUUUCCAUUAUUAUAUAAUUUCAAGACCAAAAUGGAUCUAUGAUAAGAUCGUUUAUUUACAACGGAAUGGUAUACAAAGUCAACAGAUCUCAAUGAAUACAAAAUAGGAUUUAUGGCUACGCAAACCGUUGAGGGUAGUUCUAGAUCUGGACCAAGACGAACUAUUGUAGGGGAUUUAUUGAAACCAUUGAAUUCAGAAUAUGGUAAAGUAGCUCCUGGAUGGGGAACUACUCCUUUGAUGGGUGUCGCAAUGGCUCUAUUUGCAGUAUUCCUAUCUAUUAUUUUGGAAAUUUAUAAUUCUUCUGUUUUACUGGACGGAAUUUCAAUGAAUUAGAUUCACAAGAAACGUGAAUUCUUAGCUUUUCAAUACAAAGUAAAGCAUUUAGGUUUCGGAUUUUUAUAUCAUUAUAUUCUUUUUUUAUUGGUAGUUCGAUCGUGGAAUUUCUUUCUUUCUUUCUGUAUUUCCGGAAUAUGAGUGUGUGACUUGUUAUAAUUGAUACUAUUGAUAGUACAGAAAAUGGAUCUGUCAUCUUUAUAUAGAUGGUUUUACCUCGUCGGAUAUUCAUUCGAGUAUCUGGAGCACGAAAUAGAUCACAAAAUAUUAACUAUGAUUCAUACUUAAUAUUCAGACCCCGUGACCGGACUCCAAAAAAUUUUCCAAAACGUUAUAAAUCAAAAGAUUUUUCUUCUUUUUCAAAAGAUUUCCCCUUUUUUUUGAUCAAAGGACAAAACUUUCUUUGGAUUUUUAGUCAUUAUAUCUAUUCAUUGAAUAAGUGAUGAUCCAAUGGUUCUUACUCAGGGAAUCUUUGGACUUAGUUUGAAGAAUCAUCGCGGUUCUAGUAUGAAUCUGAGGUUUGAAUCAAUUCAUAGGGUCUUAACAAGGGAAUUCCUAUCAAUAAUAAAGAAAAGAAGAGUAAAGCUGCAUUACACCCAAAAAAAGAAAUAAAAAUAACAAAUCAAAGAAAAAGAAGUAGGUAAAUAGAAGAUUCAAGAGGCCUGUAACGAUCAACAUAAAGACGAAUGAGCCGACUUGAUAUUUUGGCAUUACAACCACAAAUAAGAGCUUUCGUAUUUUUACUGGUUCGUAUCUUCAGAGAAGUUAGAAAGGGUUGAUGACGAAUUUUCAAACUUUCGAUUCCAUAUGCCUUGAAACCAAAGCAAUAUCUUAGGUUUUUGUUUGAGCUGUACGAGAUGAAAUUCUCAGAUACGGUUCUUCGAGGGGGAGUACUAUUGGUUUACCUAUCUCAAUAAAGUCUAUGAUUGGUUUGAAGAACGUCUCGAGAUUCAGGCGAUUGCAGAUGAUAUAACUAGUAAAUAUGUUCCUCCUCAUGUCAACAUAUUUUAUUGUCUAGGAGGAAUUACGCUUACUUGUUUUUUAGUACAAGUAGCUACAGGGUUUGCUAUGACUUUUUACUACCGUCCAACUGUUACUGAGGCUUUUGCUUCUGUUCAAUACAUAAUGACUGAAGCUAACUUUGGUUGGUUAAUUCGAUCAGUUCAUCGAUGGUCGGCAAGUAUGAUGGUCCUAAUGAUGAUCCUGCACGUAUUUCGUGUGUAUCUCACUGGUGGUUUUAAAAAACCUCGCGAAUUAACUUGGGUUACAGGUGUGGUUCUGGCUGUAUUGACCGCAUCCUUUGGUGUAACUGGUUAUUCGUUACCUUGGGACCAAAUUGGUUAUUGGGCAGUCAAAAUUGUAACAGGUGUGCCGGAAGCUAUUCCUGUAAUAGGAUCCCCUUUAGUAGAGUUAUUACGCGGAAGUGCUAGUGUGGGACAAUCCACUUUGACUCGUUUUUAUAGUUUACACACUUUUGUAUUACCUCUUCUUACUGCCGUGUUUAUGUUAAUGCAUUUUCUAAUGAUACGUAAGCAAGGUAUUUCCGGUCCUUUAUAGAGAAUAUAGAUCAUAGAUAUUUGUAAUCAAUCAUUUCUCACUUGAGGAGGAACAAUAGUAUUUCAUUGCUACAAAUAUGGAUUAUUGAAAAGAAUAAGACAUGUAUUUGGAUAUUUCCCUUCAACUAUCCAAUCGAGUAUUCUUUAUUUGACACGAAUAGUUGAAGGGAAUUCUCCGAAGAGAAAAUGGAUUAUGGGAGUAACAAAAAAACCUGACUUAAAUGAUCCUGUAUUAAGAGCUAAAUUGGCUAAAGGGAUGGGUCAUAAUUAUUACGGAGAACCCGCAUGGCCCAACGAUCUUUUAUAUAUUUUUCCAGUAGUAAUUUUAGGUACUAUUGCGUGUAACGUAGGCUUAGCGGUUCUAGAACCAUCAAUGAUUGGUGAACCCGCCGAUCCAUUUGCAACUCCUUUGGAAAUAUUACCCGAAUGGUAUUUCUUUCCCGUAUUUCAAAUACUUCGUACAGUACCUAAUAAGUUAUUGGGUGUUCUUUUAAUGGUUUCAGUACCUGCGGGAUUAUUAACAGUACCUUUUUUGGAGAAUGUUAAUAAAUUUCAAAAUCCAUUUCGUCGUCCAGUAGCGACAACUGUCUUUUUGAUUGGUACCGUAGUGGCCCUUUGGUUGGGUAUUGGAGCAACAUUACCUAUUGAUAAAUCCCUAACUUUAGGUCUUUUUUAAAUUGAUUCAAUUGUGAAAUAAAAUAUCACAACUUAGGUAUCUAGGGAAUAGUCGCUUCAAAGUGAAUUUUCCCUAGAUACAUCUAUUUAAUAAAAUUCUGGAUUUAUUCCGAAUAUAUAAAUUAAAUUAUGCUAAAGUUGAAAUAAAAGCCCAUUUCAUCUUUUUUUUUAUAAAAGAAAUUAAA